Messenger RNA from Epinephelus moara (kelp grouper), 3998 nucleotides. It is a transcript of the gene mtfr1l, whose product is annotated as mitochondrial fission regulator 1-like. Lineage: Eukaryota; Metazoa; Chordata; Actinopteri; Perciformes; Serranidae. The record is from RefSeq and is a predicted model, not a curated record. Gene Ontology annotation, cellular component: mitochondrion. The transcript is spliced from 7 exons. The coding region runs from base 277 to 1221 and encodes 314 amino acids. Gene Ontology annotation, biological process: mitochondrial fission; aerobic respiration.
UCACCGGAAAGGGAGGAACAGGUUUCCGGCCUAAUGAGAGAAAACACAACUGAAGUCCAAAAGACGAAGAGGAGAAGCUGCUUCUCGUAAAUAAUUUAACGGCUCAGCUUUCUCCAACACGGCCAUAAUUUACCAUGCUCUAACUAACCACUAAUUUAUAUCCAAGAGUUGGCAGUGACAUGGCAUCUGUCCACUAAACUGCUCCAUCCUCAGCCACUGCUAGCACCAAGCAUUGGUGUGCAACUUCCCAGCGGAUGAGACUGACCCAUCAUCACCAUGGAAACAGACACAGAAGUUAUUCCUAUCUGGCAGAAUAAGCCUCAUGGAUCCACCCGUAGUGUUGUGAGAAGAAUAGGUUCCACUCUUCCACUCAGACCUCCACAAAGGGCAUGUUUUCAGGAACUCCCAGGCCUGCCCUCUCUUCGGCCCAUGGAUGGCCCUAUGGUUCCUACCUUGGCAGACAUAGCAUGGAUUGUUGCAGAUGAAGAAGAGACAUAUGCCAGAGUGCGGAGUGACACCCGUCCUCUGAAACACGAGUGGAGGCCCACGCCUCUCCUGGUGCUCCACAGGAACUCAUCUGUACCCAACUUCCGCCGUGAGGGCAAAAGGGUGGAGGGGCUUAGGAAGCCUGGAGUGACGGCAAUGAACCGCACUACUGCCCUGCAGGACGAGCUCAGCAGACUCCGCGCACAAAUCGCCAAGAUUGUUGCAAGUGAUACUGGCUCCAACCCCCUGACCCCUGACCUGCUCUCCCCUGACGACACAAGUAUGAGCUUCUCCAUGGCGCCUUUUGAAACAGCGCCCUACCAGCCAGCUGCCACGGCUGCCGCUUCCUUUGUCAUCAGUGAUGUCACAGAGGAGGAAGAAGAAGAGGAGGAGGAGGAGGAAGGAGAGGAAGACGUGGUCUCUGUGGUGUCAGAGCUUGUCCCUGACCCUCUGCCGCCUGUUUCCAUGACGGCGUCAGCGACCUUUGACCUGGACAGACCCAGCAUGGACUUCCGGGAGGCAGAGGAGGAUACAGUGUCGCUAUCAAAGUCCACCAGCUUCGCUGAUGUUAUGGACAUCCUGAAGGACAUGAACCGCAUGAAGAUGAGCAAAGACAGGUACAACAGAGGCUGCACAUCCCUCAGAGAGGAGGACUCGGCCUCUCUGAUCUCAGAAGCUCUGAGGAAAAAGUUUGUCCUGAAGGAGGAAGAUACUGCCGCUGUGAAACGGAAGUAGCCCGAUCAUGUGUUUAUCAUCAAUACCCGAUCCUGCUGCUCCAUGUAAGUCAGGACAGGAUUGUAGGGAGUGCUUUGUUUUUUAAAAUAUUUUGUAUAAUGAGCUCUUGAAGGCAUGUGGUAGGUUAACAUUUGUAUUCAGUGGCAGAAAUGUUUUGGCUCACUCGUGGGUUCUUAGUUGUUGUGUUUUUUUUCUCUCCCUCAUUAUUUUUAGGCCUUUGCCUGUGGAAUAUUUACCCAUGGAUCCACAACCUCUCUCCUCAGACCCAAGGCAAUAGCUGUCUGCCAGAGCUAGAACAAAGAAAACACUUUGUCCCCAGACACUCAGAACCAAAUGUGAAGCUCGCAGUGCUGGUGCAGUGUCAGAGGGGACAGAUAACUCUUGAUAACAGUAAUAAUUUUUUAAGCACUGCAUCGCAUAUUGCAUCCAGUUUAUUUCUCUCUGAAAACAAACAAGCUUUUAUGUUUAAAUUUAUUUUGAAAAAGGACUCAACAGGCUGUUGUCUGGAAACUGUGUCUGCAAAUUUAUUCGAUCAUGUGGAGAGACUGAUAUCCAAGCAAUUAUAAGAACGUUCUUGGACUUAAAUAGAGGAAUGUCCCUUUAAAAAGCCUUUAAAGAGUCCUUUGUUCCUUUUGAUUUUCCACACAAGAGAUGCAAACAAACAUUUCCUUUUUCAGUUGAAGUAAAAGCUCCUCUAACAUACUUGAAAAUAUUUUAUGUACAAAUGAAACGGAUCUAGUGUACAUGCAGAGAUGUAAUGUAUCUUAUCACAGCGUGCGUGUGUAUGUGUGUGGGAAAUAUCAUUUCAGAUCUUUGCUGUUAAUAUUUGCAUCACAGGUCUGAGUUUGCAAAUGUGCACAGCAUCAAGUAGAGUAUCUCGCUUGCUCCACUGCACCUCCUAUGCCUGUCCUCUUGUUUGUGAUUAACAUAUAGAUUGAUAGUCACUGACUGAACCACAGGACACUGAUUUUUGAAACCUAAACUGAAAAGAGCGAGAAUAUGCUGAUGAUAUUUGAAGAGUGUGGUGUAAAAAAAAACAAAGAACGCGUGUGAGUGAAAUGUAUAUGUUUCUGGUAAAGGCAACGACAGAUACAAGCUUGUACAGGUCUUUAAGACACACCUCUCCUCCCCUGUGUAGACUGUUUUACUUACUAGUUGAAACCACCUUUAAUGAGGUUUCUGAAUGACAGGACGUUAAAGAGGUGAUCUCAAUUUGGGCAGAGACAACUGAGCUAUGUGUAAGAGUGCAGAGUUUUGACAAAGCUUUGGGUGAAAUGCUUGUGUGAGUCACGAUCAUAGAAAUAGAACGAGACUAGAAUGGACAUUCCGAUGCAGAUCAACAUAGCAGGAUGGUCAGAGUGGCGGCCAUUUUAUGCAUACUGCUGCCAUUGCAACUGUUGUAGCUGGCUAAUAUCUGUGUAGACGAACCUGGUAACAAAGGCGAGGUUUUGCACGAAACUAUAUGAGCAGUAGAGUAGUAACGUUCUGUAUUCAAAUAAGAAGUGCACUACUUUUUAAGUGUUAGCGUUACUGUUACUUCCCUGUUUCUGUUGCCAUUUAUUUCAUGUUUGUUGAAACCUGAUGCACCGUAGCUGCCUCCGAUAAACAAGAGACAGCUGCUGCUUAGUUGAUAGCCGAGAGGCAGAGGCUGCCAGGAUUAACGGCAUGCAGAUCAGUGUGUUUUCACAUCUAACUUGGUGAAUUAAGGGUUUAUCUCAAAGAAGAAGGCUAACUAAGACAGUUUGGAUGAGGGCUUUUUUAUUGUUUCUGUCAAGUUUGAAUUAAGUUAACAAGGCAGUUAAUCUUAGUUUGUGAAAGACAGAAACUUGGAUUGGUGCACGGUUGUAUUUCUCUGUUUGUUAAGGAAAGUAGGUGUAAAAAUAGGCCAAAACGGCACUCUCAAACCACUGACGUCGCCAUUUUUUUAACUAUUCAAAUGACCACAGCAAACUGUUUAAUGUCCAUUCUACUUUGCUUGUAUUUCUAUGGUCGCGAUGAAUAUUCUGGUUGAAGCCUUACCACAUACCUAUUGCCUGUUCCAAAGCCUGAUUUUAUUCCCAUAUUAGUUAAAGUGCCAUGGGUUUGUUUUACCCCUUCCUGAAUGUGCCCUCCACUCUUAUCUUUGUUUUCCCACGUUUUCAUCUCACAAAUACCAGUUGUGUGUGUGUGUGUGGAAAUUCUGAAUAGUUGUUAAAAAUACCCCCUCACAAGAAAAACCAUGGUGUUUAUGUCACUUGUACGUCCACACACGUCACUCCUCGUCUGUUUUCCAUCCAUGACAUUUAUGCCUACGUGACUGGGAGUUCUUUAGUGUAGUUUUGCAGUGUGACAAGUUAUUGGUAAGUUAUCUGUUUGGAUUGAAACACGAUUGUGCCCGUGUGUGUGUCACUGUAUGCAGUGGAGUGAAACUGUGUUAUGUCUUGCUAGAAUUGGCCCUUGGCUUGUCUUUGGUGAUCUUCUCAGUAGUUAAUUUCCUGAUUGAACAGAGUGAUGGGGCUGAGAAAAUAUGCAAGUUUGAAUAUAUUCAUUGUGUGUCUGCACUUGAGAUGUUGAACCUUACACAGCGUACUCUGCCAACCGCAUCACUAUUCCUGACGAUAAGUUUAAGGAAGAAUUUAGUUGGGGUUUUUUCCAUAGAGAAGUUAUUGAUUUUGUUUCUCUUGUCAAGUUUCUCACCGUUGUACCUCUGUAUAGGGUCGAGCCUACCACCACCUGUACGUGUAUUUUUUUUUUUGUCAUGUUAGGACUUGUAAAUAAAGAUUGGCUGAUGUUUUGAA